Molecule: messenger RNA, 3903 nt
Organism: Fopius arisanus
Lineage: Eukaryota; Metazoa; Arthropoda; Insecta; Hymenoptera; Braconidae
Gene: vlc
Product: vulcan
Exons: 11
Coding region: 421-3375 (984 amino acids)
Biological process (GO): signaling
Cellular component (GO): postsynaptic specialization; glutamatergic synapse
Molecular function (GO): molecular adaptor activity
Source: RefSeq, a predicted model, not a curated record
AUAUCCGCAGUCGACGGUAUCGCACUGUCUAAAGAGGUAAGAUGAUAGUACUCGUUAUUUCUCGUUUUUAUAUUUCUCGAUCUUCAACUACAAGUGAUAAACUUGCCGAUGUCAGGGUAUUAAUUAUAUGAGUCAAUUACGAGAAGUACUGGAUUAAUGUGAGUGAAGCAAUCAACAUCUUCAGAUCUCUACCACUGGAAGAUCUUCGGUGAUAAAGUGGAAUGAACCAUCUUAAAGUUAGGAAGUUGAAAAUUAUGUCAAUUAUGGAAAAAUAGGAAUUCCACUGGAUAAAGAGGCGCAUGAGAGGUUUUUCGUGAUGGAAAGGAGAAAAAAGAUGAAGAGAUCAGACUCUUUGUGAUGUAAACCCCGUUUUGAGGGAUGAAAUAGUUAUGAAAUUUUGAAGGAAGUCAUUUCUGAGAUAUGGCAAAUCGCCCGAAGAUCGAAAUCGUCAGGGUAUCGUCGGUGGAGAGGAGAAAUUUUCGACCACUCGAUGGAAUUCAAUUGCGUGCGACAUACAGUCAUGUGAGAAUUGGUACAUACUGCCCAGAGCCUGAGAUGGAUCUCACACCGUGUGAGAAUAAACCGCCAAAUCAAGGACGUAAAUUUAAAAAAAAUUUGGGACCAGUUUCAAGACUGCUAAGGCGUCGUCAUCAGGGGACGUGCCUUGCAACUAAAUCCUGUGAUAACAUUUAUAACGUUAAUAGAAAUAAUGGGUCUUUGGACUGGCAUUCGAGCCAGAGUCCGACCAAUGCAGAUCUUGAUCCUCGCCAAAGUAAUAGUCUAGACUGGCGAAUAGGUCGCCGAAUAAAUUCAGACUGGCAGGAUAUCAGUUGUAGUGCAGAACACCUAAACUCCAGAAAUACAAAUAUCAGCGUUUUUGGAUUGAGAACUCCUUCUGCUAAAUCAAAAAUAGUUUCACUGCUUAGAAGACUGUCUCCUCGUCUUCCAAGACCAAACAGCAAAAAUUUAUUGCCUUCUUCAUCGACUGUAUGCCCGUGGAUCCGUGUGGAGUACUCAACCGAAUCCAUGAGCGAUUGGCGUCGUGAAACAUCCCAGGAAACCGAUGUUAGCUUUCAGCAUGAGUUACAAUUGAAUGACCUCAGAAAAAGGAUCGCCACUGCCUCACCCUCGUCCUCACAAUCUCAGGCGAUUAUUACCGAGGCAGUCAGUAAUGGGCGGUUGGACAUUAACGAGAAUACUGAGAAGAAUGUCAUUACAGUCGAGAUUGUUCGCGGUGACCAGCAAUCUGUCCACGAGGAUCGUAAACGAGGUGUGGACAAUCGUCGUCCACGUCCAAAGAGUGGUACUUGUCACAGCGAAGUGGCGGGCCUUGAAGAGGACAACGGCAGCGAUACGACGGUGACAGCGGUACCAGGCGGUGGUGGCAGCGGGUCAAGUGGCAGGUCAUCGAAUCGUCGUAACCGGCCACUGUCACUCGCUGUCCAACCGCUAAAUUAUCAGCACUUGGAUCCCGAUACCAUUUCAAGAGGUGGAAUCAAGCAUCCCAAUAUGACUAGCCAGGAGUCCAUAGGCAGCUGCAGCCUCGACGUCGAUCGAUCCGCCUCUGACCGAUCAGAAGCAACGGUGGACUCGAUAUCGGAACGAACACUUCACAGUUUAAAUUUAUCGAACGGCGAUACAGCGUCACCCACGGAUAAUCCAGUUAACGGCAGUAACGAGACGAUUUCAAAGACCAAGGAAAAAACACCGGAAAAGGACAAUCUAAAUGGCGAGAUCGAGACUGAGCAGCUGACAGCUAAGAAACCUAGUUAUCUUGGGUUGGCUUGCAGUAUUAGUGGAUAUUCAGGGAUCACCAGGUACGACAGCAAACUCAGGGAGGGCUUCAGAUCGAGAGACAGCAGUCCUGGAUCAAGACUGAUAACUAGGGAAACAAGCCCUGCAGGUUUCAGGUCAAGUGAAAAUCUUGGAAUUCCGGCAAAAAGCCAAUCAAUAUCUCCACUGGCAAUGGAUCGUCAAAACGGCUUCAGCAAUGGCAACAAGGAGUGCCGAGUAGCGACAUUCGUUGAGACUCGAAGCUCAUUGGGUACUUGUCAAGGUUAUUCAGAGGUUGACAGAGGUUUGCCAAUUCACUCAUUCACCGAUAUCAGUCCAAUACGAGGCUCUCCAAAGCGCAUGACGCAGAUUACAACCUGCAGAGAGACUAAAACAUUUACAUCAACGAUAACAGUCUCAUCACCCAAGACAUCGAACACCAGUAAUUUACCAAGCAAUUGUCUCAACGAGAGUAAUUUAACGAAUGGCUCAGCGAUAGAAACUGAUAAUCAGGCGCUCAAUUCAUCCUGUGAGAAGUCAUUUAUUCAGCAGAGGGUGGAGAGGCUGUAUGGGCCUGGUGCACUGGCCCAGGGAUUUUUCUUCAAACGUUCCUUGAAUCAGUCAACAUCUAGUGAAAGUAGCUUUAAUAAAUCGAGUAAUAACAACGAUUCUCUGAUAGACAAUGCGAAUACUGAGGAGUCUCUGAAGAAUCUGCCAGUUCUGAGACAUCUGAGACCAGAAUUCAGGGCUCAAUUGCCUGUUGUCAGCCCAAGGAGAGCAACUGAUGGCAGUGAGCAGGUCAAGCCUUUGCAGAGGAUAUCUCCAGUUGUGGGGAAAAAUGAUGGGAAAACAACUGUCUCACCUCCAUCCAUCAAGAUUUCUGAUCACGAAGCAUUCAAAUUGAGUUCCAGUGUCACAAGCAUUCCGGAUCAACAGCCAGCAGCCUUGGAAGUCGUUUUACCUGUACUGGAGCCAAGUGUCAGUGCCACGAGUGUUCCAGAGGCUCUGAAAUCAAUGCAGGAGAGUCAAACUGAGGAGAAGGAUGGGCAUUAUUUUAUGAAAUUAUUGAAAGCUGAGAUCGAUAGAUUGUUUAAGCUUGCGGUGUCGGCUGAAGAAGUACUCGAGAGUGGAGAGCAGUUGCCAGAGGAAGCUGCUGGAAAACUCAGGUCUGCUGCGGGAAAGGCUAGACUAUUAGCGACACAGAAAAUGCAACAGUUCGAGGGGCUCUGUCAUAAGAAUAUUAAUCAAAUUCCUGGAGAAGAAUUUCCAACGACUAAUGAAGAUCUUGCAGGAUUUUGGGAUAUGGUUAUGCUUCAGGUUGUUCAAGUCAAUGAUUUGUUCGAGCAUAUUGAUAAACUCAAGCGUUCACAGUGGCAAGAGAUUCCACCGGAAAAAUCGGCGGCUACACAAGGGCAGAAUGGUGUGAGUGCGAAGCGACGUACCGUUGUGUCGCAAAAACCAAAAUCCGCGGCAAAUUCAGAGGCAAAUCGAAAAGCCCGUGAGGCACGAGAAGUCGCUCGUCGUCAGAUGAUGGAGGAACGUAGAAAAGCCAUGAAAUCCCAGAUACAACAGUCUGUAGAGAUUUUUGCGCCAAAGACAUAACAGAGGGCCGUUACUAAUAUUGUUUCAAACAAUGGAGACACCGCGGUUUUUUAUCCCAGAUCUGUUAAACGCUCAUAGAUAUCCAAACUCAAUGAAAAAAAAUAAGUGGGGAGGAGAAAAUGAUUUUAAUCGAUGAUCAAGUUGAAUAAUUACGUAAGUUAGUGAACGAAAGUCAUAAAAUAGUUAUUUGCAGUGUUGAAUCGUGGAUUCGCGCGUGAUAGAUUUUGCUAGAUAUCUUUAUUUUUAUUAAUUUUCGGUAAUUGUUUAAUCUUUCACAUCACUUUGCAUCAUUUUAGAAAUUGAAAAAUGUUGAAUAAAUCAUUGAAAUAUCAACUAAAAAUGUUGUUUCUAUCUCUCUUCGGCAUUUCAAUGAUAACCGAAAGUUAUUAAAAAUAUUUGCCUACAAGAAAUAUUGACAAACCUUAAGAAUUAAAUGAAGAAAUCCAUUACAAUUCGUUAAAAAUGUGCGACUGAAUAAGUUACAUGUUUUCCCUGGUUUUCUCGUGAUAUCUGUGUAUGUAAAUAGUU